Molecule: messenger RNA, 1483 nt
Organism: Dipodomys spectabilis (banner-tailed kangaroo rat)
Lineage: Eukaryota; Metazoa; Chordata; Mammalia; Rodentia; Heteromyidae
Product: interferon alpha-3-like
Exons: 1
Coding region: 710-1483 (257 amino acids)
Biological process (GO): B cell differentiation; humoral immune response; cytokine-mediated signaling pathway
Cellular component (GO): extracellular region
Molecular function (GO): type I interferon receptor binding; cytokine activity
Source: RefSeq, a predicted model, not a curated record
UCAUUUAUUUUAUGCAUUUAUAAAUUGAAUAUAUACGCUGAUUCAUUAGUACUUCUAGCAGUAUACAUAUUACAAUAAAAAUAAAGAUAUGACAUGCAAUUUACAAGAAAAAUCACAACUGAUAAAUUCAAUUCCACUAACAUACAUACAAAAGUACUUUACUGGCAAUAGCAAUGUACUUUACUUCAUGGUUAAGGGCAGUACUGUGUCUGUCUUAUAGUGUGUGUAACUGUUAUUUUACUUCUUAGCCACGCCUCCAGCCCCAUCUUGAGAUAGGCUCAUGAUGGCUGCUUCACCUGUAUGCCUGAGCACUGGUUUGUCAACUUAUUUUAGGUUUCCUUUUAUAGGUGUGAUAAGAGUAUUGCUACUGUUCCUGGAUUCAUAAUUUGAGAUGGAGUGUCAUGAAUUUUUCUCAUCUCUUUGAGAUGGCCUCAAACUAUGAACCCUCUAGUCUCAUAGUCAAGUAUGAGUGACUGGCACUCAGAUAUAUUUUACAUUUAACCUUACAAUAUUUUAUAGUUUAACCUAAGGUGCAUUCAAUGAGAAACUAAAAUUUGCAUGACUUUUAAAGUACUAUUAAAUGGUAUAUAGGAUAGUAAUAUCUUAACACAUAUGACUGUUGAAUUUUAGUCAGGCAUUCUAUUAAAAAAAUACACACACUACUAAAAGUCUGUCAGGGAACCAGGUGGAAAACCAACAGAGGAAAAAUAUGGUUGGGAGAUGCCGCUCUAAAUUGAAACAUGAAAGCAUAAAUGAAAACAAAAAGAGAAGUAGAAAGGAGGAAGGCAUUCAGAAAAUGGAACCUCGAGCAUCCCUACUUAAGCCAAGGGAGCACACCAAGGUCUUCACACUCCCCAGAGGCAGAGGCUCCCAUCAGCACCUCAGCCAGUCCAGCAGCAUCCGCCCAUCCACAAUGCCCUUGCCCUUGGCCUUCCUGGUGACCCUGGUGGUGCUCAGCUGCAGGGCAACCUGCUCUCUGGGCUGUGAGCUGCCUCCCACCCACAGCCUGGGCAACAGAAGAGCCUUGCUCCUCCUGGGACAGAUGAGGAGAGUCUCCCUUUUCUCCUGCCUGAAGGACAGAAAGGACUUUGGCUUCCCCCAGGAGGCAUUGGAUGGAGAGCAGGUCCAGAAGGCUCAAGCCAUCGCUGUCCUCCAUGAGAUGACCAGGCAGAUCUACAGCCUCUUCAGCACAAAGACCUGGCCUGCCCCUUGGGAGAAGAGCCUUGUGAACAAACUGUGCGCUGGCCUCCAUGAGCAGCUGCAGGAGCUGAGAGCCUGUCUGAGCCAGGAGGUGGGAGAGCAGGAGCCUGCCAUGGUGCUUGAGGACUCCACACUGGCUGUGAGGAAACACUUCCGCAGGAUCUCUCUCUACCUGCAGGAGAAGAAGUUCAGCCCUUGUGCCUGGGAGGUUGUCAGGGCAGAAAUCAUGAGAUACUUUUCCUCAUCUGCAAACCUGGUAGAAAGGAUAAAGAGUGAGGAAUGA